CGGUGGUGCUUCACUGGCACAGGGCUCGCGCCGCAGAGGCCGGUGAGGCUCCGGCGGCCACGCCGCGGAGGGCGCGGGUCGAGGGAGCCGGUCGCGGGGGCGCGCGCUCAUGGCGGCAUCGCCGGCGGACGCCUGAGAGCAGCGGGGCGAACCGAGCGGGCCACCUCGCGCAUCCUCUCGAGCCGCCUCGCGCCAGCGGCACCCGGCACCCGGCACCCGGCGGCGGGCCGCGGAACCGGCGCGGCCAUGGCGACGGGCACUCAGCAGAAGGAGAACACGCUGCUUCACCUCUUCGCCGGCGGGAAAGGGGUGAUUCAGUGGAGCACAGCUGAGAAGGGCUGCCUGGCAGAGCUGAGGUCCCUGCCCUCUGUGAACUGAGACUCCAGAGAAGCCUGGUGAAGAAAGCCUGCAGGAUUGCGUGAACGGGCCUUCGUCCCAGCCCGUUGACCGUGAGGAGCCAGCCCAGCACUGAAGGUCUUGGUGUCAAAGCAUUGUGUGGGGGAACAGUUGGUGCUAUUGUCACUUGUCCACUAGAAGUCAUUAAGACGAGGCUGCAGUCUUCAAGAUUAGCUCUCCGGACACUCUAUUAUCCUCAGGUUCAUCUGGGGACCAUUAGUGGAGCUGGAAUGGUGAGACCAACGUCAGUGACACCCGGACUUUUACAGGUUUUGAAAUCGAUCUUGGAGAAGGAGGGACCAAAGUCACUUUUUAGAGGCUUGGGUCCAAAUUUGGUUGGAGUCGCACCAUCAAGGGCUGUGUACUUCGCAUGUUACUCCAAGGCCAAAGAGCAGUUCAAUGGCAUUUUCGUGCCUGACAGCAAUGUCGUGCAUGUUUUCUCAGCUGGCUCUGCAGCUUUUAUCACAAAUUCCUUAAUGAAUCCUAUAUGGAUGGUUAAAACCCGGAUGCAACUAGAACGAAAAGUGCGUGGCUCCAAGCAGAUGAACACAGUCCAGUGUGCUCGCCAUGUUUACCAGACGGAAGGCAUUCGUGGCUUCUACCGGGGAUUAACGGCCUCAUAUGCUGGAAUUUCAGAAACUGUCAUCUGUUUUGCUAUUUACGAAAGCUUGAAGAAGUGUCUGAAAGACGCUCCAUUGGCCCCUUCUACAAAUGGGACUGAGAAGAAUUCCACAAAUUUUUUUGGACUUAUGGCAGCUGCUGCUGUGUCUAAGGGAUGUGCGUCCUGUAUUGCUUAUCCACACGAAGUCAUAAGGACGCGGCUCCGUGAGGAGGGCACCAAGUACAAGUCUUUUGUGCAGACCGCGCGGCUGGUCUUCCGGGAAGAAGGCUACCUUGCCUUUUAUAGAGGACUCUUCGCCCAGCUCAUCCGGCAGAUACCAAACACUGCCAUUGUGCUGUCCACCUAUGAGCUAAUUGUGUACCUGUUAGAAGACCGUCCUCAGUAACAGGCCAGAAAAUUGUGCUCUGGAAGAAUAAAACUGAAAAACUCGAUAGAGAAUUUUUUUUUUCCAUUGAUGUUUAGACUGUUUGAGACUGAAACAGGAAAGGCCAUAAACUAUGUGGCUUGUGUCGCCUGUUGGACAUUUCCUUUUGGAUUCAUGUUUUCUGGAAGGUUUAAAUUCAUUAACGUUAAUAGUUAAUUAUAACUUUUGUGUUUCAUUUUUUUUUAACUUAAGAGGAUUCAGGAUUAAGCAGCAACUAAAUUAAAUCAUGCUAUUUAAUUUAAGUAUAAAUUUGGUUUGUGUCCUCUUUUAUGUUCACGGUAACUGUAAACUACAGCUGGGGACUCCAGGGAAACGUAACCCUAGAAAUGCAGAGAAAAACUCUAAUGUCAAAGCAUGCUUGUUUUCUAGUCUGAAUGUAAGAUCUUAUACUGGACUGGCAAGACCUGUCAUGUUUUGGGGACAUUGGACAGACUCCCAGCUAUUUUCCUUCUUUGUACAUUUCCAAGCCUCAUACAGGUUGAUGAUCUAAGCUUUCAGGCUGCGGAGUUAAAAAAAAUAAUAAAUCAGUGCAACUUCCUGACUCUAAA
Molecule: messenger RNA, 1990 nt
Organism: Hipposideros armiger (great roundleaf bat)
Lineage: Eukaryota; Metazoa; Chordata; Mammalia; Chiroptera; Hipposideridae
Gene: SLC25A33
Product: solute carrier family 25 member 33
Exons: 8
Coding region: 627-1403 (258 amino acids)
Biological process (GO): pyrimidine nucleotide import into mitochondrion
Cellular component (GO): mitochondrion
Molecular function (GO): pyrimidine nucleotide transmembrane transporter activity
Source: RefSeq, a predicted model, not a curated record